Sphaeroforma arctica JP610 is the source of this 223-nucleotide messenger RNA. RefSeq lists its product as hypothetical. Gene Ontology annotation, biological process: base-excision repair, AP site formation; DNA repair. NCBI's taxonomy places the organism in Eukaryota, Ichthyosporea, Ichthyophonida. Gene Ontology annotation, molecular function: 8-oxo-7,8-dihydroguanine DNA N-glycosylase activity. The record is from RefSeq and is a predicted model, not a curated record. The annotation marks the transcript as partial. The transcript has a single exon. Gene Ontology annotation, cellular component: nucleus.
CAUACAAUACGCAUCCAUCCGUAACAGUAAUAUACGGAAGUUCGCCAACGUCAUGCCCGGCUUGAGGACCAUGCGGCAAGAUCCGGUGGAGAAUGUGUUCUCAUUCAUCUGCUCGUCAAACAACAACAUUGCACGCAUCACCCAGAUGGUCCACAAUCUGAAGCGAGUCUACGGCCGCGAAAUCUCACAUGAGGGUCUGGGUAUGUGCCAGCCUGAGUUGUAG